Mastomys coucha (southern multimammate mouse) is the source of this 2582-nucleotide messenger RNA. It is a transcript of the gene Slc17a9, whose product is annotated as solute carrier family 17 member 9. Gene Ontology annotation, molecular function: transmembrane transporter activity. The coding region runs from base 545 to 1873 and encodes 442 amino acids. Gene Ontology annotation, biological process: transmembrane transport. Gene Ontology annotation, cellular component: membrane. The record is from RefSeq and is a predicted model, not a curated record. NCBI's taxonomy places the organism in Eukaryota, Metazoa, Chordata, Mammalia, Rodentia, Muridae. The transcript is spliced from 13 exons.
GACCACCUUCACUGCCCUUUUUACCUGUGUAACAGUUCUCUUGCCAGCCCAGUUCUGCUCCAAGAGAUCCAUUUAAAAACUUGACUGCCUUAAAGUUUUACUAUCUUUGCAUUUCGUUGCCGAUUGAUCCUUAAUCUUUACAUCUUUACUAGACUAGAACACAACCCUGUGAGCACUUCUAUCACUUCCCCCACCACCACCCCCCCACACACAGGGAGGGAGGAGAAUCACAGAGAUCCUCAUACACACUGCUCACCUGCUCACUUUCCUGACGAGAAAGUUAUUUCUGGUAGGUCUGGGGUCACAAUCCCCCAGGGAUUUCUCUUCCCCAGCAAGCAGGAAGUCCCAGUGGUAAGCCUCUUGCAGCUGGAAGGUCCCUGGCCCUGCCUCCCGGGACAUCAGUGGGGCGGGGACUCAAUUCCGGGGGCAACACGUCCUGGGAGAGCUAGACGGAAGCACUGGGACUGACACGUGGACUUGGGCGGUGCUGCCCUGUGGGUUGUCCUAGGUCUGAGGUGGGAGGGCACGAUACACAACGGUGCCCAUGCCAUCCCAGCGCUCUAGCCUGAUGCAGCCAGUCCCAGCGGAGACCCGCAAGACCCCUUCUGCGGCAGCAGAGGAUACACGGUGGUCCAGGCCUGAAUGCCAGGAGUGGACAGGGAUGCUGCUCCUGGGCACCUGCCUGCUGUACUGUGUCCGUGUCACCAUGCCUGUCUGUACUGUUGCCAUGAGCCAGGACUUUGGCUGGAACAAGAAGGAAGCUGGUAUCGUGCUCAGCAGCUUCUUCUGGGGCUACUGCCUGACUCAGGUGGUGGGCGGCCACCUUGGGGAUCGCAUCGGAGGUGAGAAAGUCAUCUUGCUGUCAGCCUCUGCCUGGGGUUUCAUUACUGUUACCACACCACUGCUUGCCCACCUCGGCAGCGGCCACCUGGCCUUCAUGACAUUCUCUCGAAUCCUCACAGGUUUGCUCCAAGGUGUCUACUUCCCAGCCCUGACCAGUCUGCUGUCCCAGAGAGUGCAGGAGAGCGAGAGAGCCUUUACCUACAGCACUGUGGGUGCUGGCUCCCAGGUCGGGACCCUGGUGACUGGAGGUAUAGGCUCUGUGCUCCUAGACCAGUGUGGCUGGCAGAGUGUCUUCUACUUCUCAGGUGGCCUCACCUUGCUCUGGGCAUACUACGUGUACAGGUACCUGCUGAAUGAGAAAGACUUUGUCCUGGCCUUAGGUGUCCUGGCACAAGGCCUACCUGUGACCAAGCCCUCCAAAGUGCCCUGGAGACAACUCUUCCGGAAGGCCUCUGUCUGGGCAGCAAUCUGCUCCCAGUUGUCCUCGGCUUGCUCCUUCUUCAUUCUACUCUCCUGGCUGCCCACCUUCUUCAAGGAGACCUUCCCCAACUCCAAGGGCUGGGUCUUCAAUGUAGUCCCCUGGCUGCUGGCAAUUCCUGCCAGUCUAUUCAGCGGGUUCAUCUCCGACCGCCUUAUCAGUCAGGGUUACAGAGUCAUCAUGGUGCGUAAGUUCAUGCAGGUCAUGGGCCUUGGUCUGUCAAGCAUUUUUGCCCUGUGUCUGGGUCACACCACAAGCUUCCUCAAGGCUAUGAUCUUUGCAUCAGCUUCCAUUGGCUUCCAGACCUUCAACCACAGUGGUAUUUCAGUCAACAUUCAGGACCUGGCCCCAUCCUGUGCUGGCUUCCUGUUUGGUGUAGCCAACACUGCAGGGGCCUUAGCAGUCCCACCCAGGACCUGGUGUCAGCAGCCUGAGGAUGACAACUCUGUCAGUGAAACUCUGUGGACUCCACCUCGGAUGUAUGAACAGACAACAAGACAACAGUCUCCUGGGGAAUUCAAAUGGGCUGGAGAGAGGUGGAGAGAUAGGUAGGCCUGAGUACAUGCAGGCCUUUGUCAGGAGGAGGGUCAUAGGUCCACAUCUGCUUGUUAGUCCUGCCCUCUCUCAGGUUCAGUGGGACUGCUGCUAUUAUGGAAGCUGCAUUACUGAUGGGAGGUCUCCCCAGCUCCAGUCAAUGAAAGUCGUUUCUCUGACAAGAUUUGUCUGUGUUAAGGAUGCAUUGUGUGCUGGUAGAUGUUCAGGAGUGACUCUGACCCCCGACCUAUCCAGGCAUCUCCCUACCUCCAUCUUUCCAGUAAUGAUAACCUAAGAUGUCUAUAGACAUUAGACCAUGUCUCCAUGAGACAGACCCACUAGAACCACCGUUCAAAACCAUAGAGCAGUCAUGAUAUCUGCUUCUUUCAAAAAAUCAGGCUAGAGGUUCUUUGCCUGCCUUUGCAGACCCCAGUUCUCGUCCUGUGGAUCUCUCAGCACUAUUGAUGUGUCCUGGGUUGGCAGGUGCCUGGCAGUCCAGUCAUUACAGACCCCAGAACAAGGUGGAACAACCCCAUACUUCUGGCCUUGUUUUUCUACCUCCCCAUUAUUCCUUGUAGAGCUGGUGGUGUCAUAAGCAGAUAAUGAAUUCUGAUAAUGAAUUCUCCAGGAUGCUUAUUAGAUUUUCUUAAUAGAUAUGGUGAGUCUCACCAGAGCCUUAUUUAAGUGAAAAGUAUUAAACUAUUUAAAAUAAGAUUGUUGUUUUGUU